Messenger RNA from Tripterygium wilfordii, 860 nucleotides. RefSeq lists its product as uncharacterized. The transcript is spliced from 2 exons. The record is from RefSeq and is a predicted model, not a curated record. Bases 260 to 763 code for a protein of 167 amino acids. NCBI's taxonomy places the organism in Eukaryota, Viridiplantae, Streptophyta, Magnoliopsida, Celastrales, Celastraceae.
UGGAAAAUUACAGAAAAAGUUAGAUGUAUGAUUGUAGAUUCCUAAGAAGGUUAGUUGUCUUGCUCAUAGGACACUCCAAACUAUGUACAUUGCUUCUUAGGAUUCCUUCACUACAACCUAUGAUGCCAGGAAAAAAAAAAUGAUGACAUCCUAGUGCAAGAUGAUGAUCAUUCCAAGAACAGCUCACAGCCAACUGUUUUACGCUCGUUAAAGGAUAGAAGUGUGCAGAUUCUUGGCAACCUGCAGAACUCGGAUAAACAUGGCACUUGAAGCAGGAAAGGAGAAAUGGCGAAGCGUGGUAGGACUCGUAGUUAGUGCGCCAAUUGAGAAAGUAUGGACAAUAGUCUCUCAAACAAGAAGGCUACAAGAAUGGAUGCCAAUGGUUGAAAGAGUCACUGACUUAGCUGGUAAUGAAGGUGUUCCUGGCUAUGUUCGGCUAGUCUCCGGCUUCAUGUUCCCUCAAGAUGAUGGAGAGAGGUCAUGGAUCAAGGAAAGGUUAGUUUCCAUGGACUCAACACUGCAUAGUUACGUUUACAGAAUGGAAGCAAGCAACAUAGGAUUAGACGGAUCGGUUAACUCACUGAAGCUAGUCAAAUAUGGAGAAGACUCAACACUAGUUGAGUGGUCUUUUGAGAUUAAUCCCAUGGAAGGUGCCUGUGAGCACAGCAUCAUUGAUUACCUGGAAUUUCUUUACAAAUCUUGCAUUAAUAGGAUUGAGGGUGCCAUACAAACAGCAUCUCAAAUGGCUCGAGGCGGUCUGUGAUAUUGUAAGACUUAUCUUUUUUGUGUCAUCUUUGAAUUAAUUUCAGACUUGUGAUACAGAUUAUGGUCUAAAUUUUACACUGCAGAUGUUUUAAGAA